Oreochromis aureus is the source of this 5549-nucleotide messenger RNA. It is a transcript of the gene kcnh3, whose product is annotated as potassium voltage-gated channel, subfamily H (eag-related), member 3. Gene Ontology annotation, molecular function: voltage-gated potassium channel activity. NCBI's taxonomy places the organism in Eukaryota, Metazoa, Chordata, Actinopteri, Cichliformes, Cichlidae. Bases 81 to 3521 code for a protein of 1146 amino acids. Gene Ontology annotation, biological process: potassium ion transmembrane transport; regulation of membrane potential. The record is from RefSeq and is a predicted model, not a curated record. Gene Ontology annotation, cellular component: membrane. The transcript has 14 exons.
CCCAGGUGCAGUCUCUCUACCCCAUCGUUUACUGCUCUGAUGGUUUCUGUGAGCUCACUGGUUACGCCCGUGCCGAACUCAUGCAGAAGAGCUGCGCGUGUCACUUCCUGUACGGCCCAGAAACGAGCGAUCGGUCAACGGCCCAGAUCCAAGGAGCCCUGGAUGAAAGGAGGGAGUUCAAGACUGAGCUGGUCUUCUACAAGAAGGAAGGUACAAAGUUCUGGUGUCUUCUGGACAUUGUACCGAUUAAGAAUGAGAAGGGCGAGGUGGUUCUUUUUCUCGUGUCCCACAAAGACAUCACUGACAAGAAGAAGGAGCAGGACCCUGACCACGGACCUGAAACUGAUGAAGAGACGGGUCUGGAGGUGCAUCAGGUAACUCGCCCUCCGGGCUUCAACGCCAAUCGGCGCCGCAGCAGAGCUGUGCUCUAUCACCUGUCAGGACACCUGCAGAAACAAGACAAGAGCAAGCUCAAGAUCAACAAUAACAUGUUUGGGGAGAAGCCUCCGAUCCCGGAAUACAAAGUAGCAGCCAUUCAGAAAUCUCGCUUCAUCCUGCUCCACUAUGGAACCUUCAAGGCCGGCUGGGAUUGGUUAAUUCUCCUGGCGACUUUCUACGUGGCCGUCACUGUGCCCUAUAACGUGUGUUUCACAGUCGGGGGAGGGCGGGAUGAAGGCAGCGCCUCACGCAGCCCGCCCAGUGUCAGCGACAUCCUCGUCGAGAUCCUCUUUAUUUUAGACAUAGUGCUGAACUUUCGAACUACAUUUGUGAGCACGUCGGGUCAGGUCGUCUACGACGCCCGCUCCAUCUGCGUUCACUACGUCACCACCUGGCUCUUUGUUGAUCUCAUUGCCGCCCUGCCCUUUGACCUGCUGUAUGCUUUCAAUGUCAGCGUGUACUUUGGCGUCCACCUGUUGAAGACAGUUCGCCUUCUUCGGUUACUGCGGCUGCUGCAGAAGCUGGAGCGCUACUCACAGUACAGCGCUGUGGUCUUGACUCUGCUGAUGUCCAUGUUCGCCCUGCUGGCCCACUGGAUGGCGUGUGUCUGGUACUUCAUAGGUCGAAGGGAGAUUGAGAGCCAAGGAUCAUCAGAUAUAGGUUGGCUCCAUGAGCUGGCCAAACGUCUGGGUACCCCGUAUUUCCCCGCUGUCCUGACAACGCUGUUCCCCACCACGGUCAGCAGCAUUCCAGCCAACAGCAGUCAGUGGAACGUGUCUGGGUCAGAGGUCGCAGGGCAAGGAACCUGGAAUUCUAGCCAGUAUUACGGGAAUGUUUCAGGAAGCGAGGCUGCAUCUGGGACAACUGGUGGGAGUGGGAGUUUGAGCGUGCUGGACGGCGGUCCAUCAAUGCGCAGCAGCUAUGUGACCUCCCUCUACUUUGCUCUGAGCAGUCUGACCAGUGUGGGGUUUGGAAAUGUAUCAGCCAACACCGACUCAGAGAAGAUCUUCUCCAUCUGUACCAUGCUCAUCGGAGCACUGAUGCAUGCAGUUGUGUUUGGCAACGUGACGGCCAUCAUCCAGAGGAUGUACUCGCGCCGCUCGCUUUACCACACCCGCACCAAGGACCUGAAGGACUUCAUCAGAGUCCAUCGGUUGCCCAAGGCUUUGGAGCAGCGCAUGCUGGAGUGUUUCCAAACUAUGUGGUCGGUCAACAACGGGAUCGACGUUAGUGAGCUUCUGAAGGACUUCCCAGAUGAGCUGAGGGCUGAUAUCGCCAUGCACCUGAACAAGGAGCUGCUCCAGCUGCCUCUGUUUGAGUCAGCCAGCAGGGGCUGCCUGCGUUCCCUCUCCCUCAUCAUCAAGACUUCCUUCUGCGCUCCAGGGGAGUUCCUCAUCCGGCAGGGAGACGCCUUGCAGGCUAUCUAUUUCGUCUGCUCAGGUUCCAUGGAGGUCCUGAAAGACAACACUGUGCUGGCUAUCCUAGGUAAAGGAGAUCUGAUUGGCUCAGACUCCCUGACGAAGGAACAAGUGAUCAAAACCAACGCUAAUGUCAAAGCCCUGACUUACUGUGACCUGCAGUAUAUCAGCCUCAAGGGUCUCCGAGAGGUUCUCCGACUUUACCCUGAGUAUGCCCAGAAGUUCAUCAGCGAGAUACAACAUGACCUGACUUACAAUCUACGAGAGGGCCACGGGGCUGAUGUGGAUUGGGAGAGCAACGGUGGCUUGGUGAAGAAGCUGCCGUCCAUCCGCGAGGAUGAGGAGGGUGAUGAGGAGCAGAGCUCCGUGUCCCGAGCUCCUCGCUCCCCACUGCAUCUCAGCAGAGGCCUCAGCUCGCCCCUGCGCUCCCCUCUCCUGCCGCCUCGGCCUUUCCGUGCUCCCUCCGACCACUCGCGCCCUGCCACCCUGCAGAUACCAGUGGUGAGCUUCAGCAGUGUACCACCUGAACUCAGCCCCAGAUUCGUGGACGGCAUUGAAACAGAGAACAAUUCCACCACAACACAGAAGUUUGAGUUCAGCCCCAGCCUGUCACCUGCCCCUCCGCCCUCACCGUACGCAGGGAUCCGUGAGCACUCUGAGAUCAAGCAGAGUGUGUCUAAACUGACCGAGGAGAUGAACGGUCUGUCUAAACAAGUUUCCAAGCUCAGUCAGGAGCUGCAGGAAAUGACACGCCUGCUCAAGCCCCUCCUCCAAAUGACACCACAGCCAGUCCUGAUGACCAUGAUGCCAAAUUUAACAUCACCUCCCAGUAGUGCCAGCCAGCUGUCAUCAAGCCCCUGCCCCGGGGCGCCACCCCCUUCCACAGCUUUUCCCCACCAGAGACCUGACACUCAUUCUCUGUUAGACAGCAGAGACACAGAGAGUGCAGAUUUGCCAGGAUGCCUUCUCCCAACUCCUCACUCACCAAAAAGGCCUAAUUCAACUCCUUCAGCAUCAGCAGACCCGCCCAAGCCCCCAGGGGCCAAUAGCCAGGGGUCUGCUGACUCCAACCAUCACUCGCCAGAGGAAGGACUUCCAGAGGGGCGCGUGGACUCCCGAAGACUCCGUGCCUCCUCCAGUAACGGGAUAUUUUUCCCCUCGCUGCAGGACCAACCUCCUCUGGCCUCUCACACCCCUUCACCUUCACUCUCCUUCUCCAUGUCUCUCUCUUCCUCAUCAUCUCUUUCCCCAUGCCAAGGACCUCACCUCUCCCGACCUGGCAGUUGUGCCAGCAGAGGCCCGCUCAUCCCGCCCGCCUCUCAGGACACUCACCCUCCCCUUUCCUCUCACUUUUCAGCUCCACCAUCGCUCACAUCCUCCCCUGGAAGUCAUCGGCUGAGGCUUUCCCCUUCCGUGCCAGUCGUGUCCCCUAACACCUCUGCCCAUCCCUCCACUCUUUCUCUGCCCUUGUCUUUGGACGUUGCAAACGCAAGGAGAAGAGAUAACCAGACUUCAUCUUGGUGCAACUCACAGCGACACUACAGAGGGGCAAGAUCCAUUUCUCACCCCCAGGAGCUGGAGAUGCAGGAGCGGGGACGACAGGAAGAGGAGAAGUCCUCCUCAGAGCACAUCAGUUUCAUUGAUGAGGAGGAGCCAGCAUUAUGAACAGGCUGAGCAAAAGAUGGCAUUCAAGUAGCAGGAAAGAUGUAGGACAAGAAUUAAAAGAGGUCAAAGCAAGUGUGAGGUAAAGAAAACAAACGCAGGGAACAGAAAGCUGGUCCAUUUCACACAGAAAGACAUUUGUCAGGCAGGAGAUGCUAGAAGAACAGACAGGUAAACACAAAAGACAGUGUGAAGGAAUGCUUUCCUCUACAGAUCAACCACAGAAUUACAAUAGCACAAACCGUCUUAUAGCAUCAAUGAUCCAGUAGCAUGAGUCAAACACUGCAGAGCCAGAGCACAUCUUUCUGUCUCUCGACCCUGAUGAAGCUCUAUCGCUUUUUAAUCCUAGUAGGUCUCCUCUUCAAAGGGCAGGCACAAACACAUGCAUCUCGGCAGGAAACGCGUCUUUACCCAAACUAGAUAAUCCAAGCCAACUGCACUGGGACUAAGAAUGUAAGCCCUUCAAUGGUCUCAGUCACCUCACCUGGAAGGUUCCUUUGCUUCAUCAAUGGGAUUAUGUUUUUUAAGGAAUGCAGUUAUCUGCCCCUGGACUGGUUAAAAAAUACAGCUUUUUAUCGAAUAACCUCAGACUAAAUGGUUCUACAAAGUGUUUUUCUACAAUGUUUCUUAUUGCCCCCUUUCACAAACACACACACACUAACGACAGCAGAACUGUCAUUUGUGUGGCGCCCGCACUGCAUUUGGGAACAACUUGGGGAUUCGGUGUCUUCACCAAGAAAACCUGGCCAUGUGAUAGAGCUGUUUGCAGCCUGCUCUAUCACCUAAUCCACAGGUGACCCCAGAAUCAUUCACAUGCCCAUUACACACAUUCACAAAGAAGAUGUAGAGCUUGGUUUUAACUCAGGAAUGCAAACUUGUCACAUCCUGUAAAAAAACAAAACAAAAAAACGGACAUUCUGAAUCCACAGACAGUAUAAAAGAUCGAUGCAGCCACUGUGACCUUAUCCCCAGGUUUGUGAAGUCCUGCUUUGAAGCCUUGAGAUGAGUCGUCAUCUAGGCUUUUGGGAACUGGACAUAACAAGCAAGUGGCAGUUCUGACUGUGAAACCGCGUGCUCACUGACUUGUCAGCUACCCCAGGGAAUCCUAUUGACUCUUAGAAUGACUACAAUUUCUAAAAAGUUCUUUAUAGAGUUAUUACUUUUAUAUAAUUUAUAUAAAAGUAUUAAUGUAGAGUCUUUACCUUACAAUAUAGAGGGCAUUGAGGUUCACAGAGUUCAAGCAUGAUUAUCAUUUUCUGACACAAGCACUGAAAGUCUUUGCAGCCACAGCUAUCGCCCCAUGGUGGCCAUUAGAAAGAAUGCAGGUUUAGGUUUUCUUCUGCGUUAGCUUCAUUUCUCAUACUGUCCACAUCUGAAUCCAGAAUAGAUCUACUGCGUGACUCGUGUAGAUCCCAAGAAGGUGGGUGGCGUCUUCAAGGUUUUCUGACAGAAAUUUUGUACCUUCCUCCAAACCCUUCGAUCAGGAACAGAAUCAAAGGAGGAUUCAGCAAAUCACAUCCUUUUUCGUUCUUAGAAAGAUCCAGAGGAUCAUUUUUCUUCAAAUAAUAAUAAUAAAUUACUAUGUAGUCAAAGUACUACUGUAUACUGUGCCCAUAAAAACUAAAUACAAACCAGAAUGUAAGUGUUAAAAUUAACAACCUAACCACUGCUUGUUAACGCAAAUAUCUAGUCAACCAGUCACAUGGCAGCAACUCGAUGCACUUAGACAUGCAGAGCUGCUGAAUUUCAGACUAUUUCAGAAACUGUUGAUUCACUGGGACGUCCCCACGUUUACAGAGAAUGGCAAGAAAGAGACGACUGCAGAAAAAGUGUUCUUGAUGCAAGAGGUGACAGAAGAAUGAUAGGAUCAAUCUGCACAAUACAUGAAACAAUGAAGCAGGUGCAGAAGAUUACUCCUGUCAGCCAAGAACAGGAAACUGAUUCUAUAAUUCCCAAAAGCUCACCAAAAUUGGAUAACAGAAGAUUAUAAAAAAAUGUUGCCUGGUCUCUGGUCUAACAGUAAAACUUGAC